Molecule: messenger RNA, 931 nt
Organism: Helicoverpa armigera (cotton bollworm)
Lineage: Eukaryota; Metazoa; Arthropoda; Insecta; Lepidoptera; Noctuidae
Product: protein KTI12 homolog
Exons: 4
Coding region: 47-931 (294 amino acids)
Biological process (GO): tRNA wobble uridine modification
Source: RefSeq, a predicted model, not a curated record
UCAAUCGUUGUUUUCAUUUUGGGAUUUCACAUAAAAUCUGCCUAAAAUGCCAUUAAUUAUAAUAUGUGGUACACCAGUAAGUGGCAAAACUACAAGAGCACAAGAAUUAAAAGAUUUCUUCGUAAACAAACAUGGUAAAAAGGUGGAAAUCAUAUCUGAAGACGAAGCUAUUACAAAGUUAGGUUAUGAGAAGAAUUCUACAUAUUUGGACUCACAGAAAGAGAAGAGAGUGAGAGGAUACCUUAAAUCAGAAGUACUACGGCUUAUUGGAAAAGAUGGUGUUGUUAUAUUGGAUGGAAGUAACUAUAUAAAAGGGUACCGCUAUGAAUUAUACUGUGCUUCCAAAGCAUCAAAAUCAACACAAUGUACAGUAUACACUAUAAGAAAUCACAAUGAAGCUUGGGAGGACAAUCUUAAGAGACAGAGUGAAACUGAUGCUGGCAACACUGAGAAUACUUCAAUACCAUAUACUGAAGAAGUUUUUAAUGCUUUAACUAGAUUAAGGUUUGAAGAGCCAAACUCCAACAACAGAUGGGACAGCCCCCUGUUCACAGUACAGCCCUCAGAUGAACUUAAUUUAGAAGAUGUGUACAAAGUUCUCUUUGAGAAGAAACCACCGCCACCUAAUAUGAGCACACAGAAUCCACCAUUAACAUCAUCAAACUUCUUAUACGAGCUUGACAAAGUCACUCAAGCAAUAUCAAAACAGAUUCUAGAAGCCAAACAGUUAAACAUGGAUGGUGAAGUGAAAUUCCCUGACUACCCGGGCUGUGUGCUAGAAGCUGGAUACACCCAGUUUGUGAACCCUCAGAAACUACUGCGCUUGAGACGACAAUUCCUUACGUAUGCUAAAAUGAACCAUUCUAAUGAGGAUACUAGUAAAAUUGGCAGAUAUUUUAUACAGUAUUUGAAUAAAACUUUGACGGACUAA